GAGGAACUCAUGUUCACAAAUAUUGACUGAAUUUAUAGGCCUUGGAAAUAACAUAUUGGAAUUCUUAAUUUAGGUGCUAUUACCCUUCAAACAUAAACUGAUAACGCAACUAUAGAGUACUUUGUUUCACUAAAUCAAAACAUGUGUUUGUUGAAGACCUAACUGAAUUAUGGUGGUUAAUUUAUCAUUUUUCACAGCCUGUUAAUUCAGCACUAAAAAUGGUAGAUAUGUUACGUAUUUGAUUUUCCCAAAACAUUUUGUAAAUUGUUAACAGAAAUGGAAUAUAGCAGAGGGCCAAUGCAUCACUGGGAAACCCUCACUCUCUGAAAAAACAAUCAUUAAACACUGCUGUAUUCCUCUAGGACAAGCUAAGUGGAUUGCAAACAUCUCUAUUUCAUCAUUCACUCAAACGUACUACAAUAAGCAGCAUGACUGCAUCAAAAAAAAAAAGGAAAAACACACCUAUAUGCAAACACAAAUAUUAAACCCCCCUGAGCAACCAGCAGGGGGGAUCCAUUGUGUUGCCGUAAUGCAGGCUCAGUGGGUGUGAACUCCGGCCAUGUGCUCUGUUCAACACAAGAGGGAUAAUCUCAGAAGCUGACCAAGCAGCAAACAAACUCUGUGUGUGCUGCUCUGAAGUCAGUCACUCUGCUGCUGCUAUUACCGCAAAUGACACAGACCACGGACGAGCUGAGAACCGUGUCAUCAAGUCAGUGAACAACAAGUCAGAAUGAAUCCUGCUUCAGCACUAAACCAGCUAGGUGAAGAAGAAGAGUGGUGAACGGGACAGAGAGAGACGGCACUCAGUGGAGAGACACUAUGAAUAAUUCAACGCGUGUGUUUCUCUAAUUGGGCAGAUGAACUGGAAUUCAAAAAUCAAUUUGAGAGAAACCUCAAAAAUAAUGGAAAGCGAGCAAGAGGACAAAAAAGAAAGAUACAACACACAAGUGAGUAGGAAAGUGUAUGGGGGAGGAGUGGAAAAACCUUAGGGAAAGAGAGAGAGUGUGUGUGUGUGUGUGUGUGUGUGUGUGAGGUGAGUCAGGUGCGUGCGUGCGUGGGUGCUACUGCUGGUAACCAGGCAGGGACGGCCCUCGUCUCGUGGGGAUGCAGGGGGAGCGCCUUAAUCAGCAAUGCAUACAACAAGAGAAAAAAAACAAACUCGUAUGCAAAGCACUCUGUCUCACUCUGUCAGGGUCUCGAGCUCAGAGAGCACAGUCUCCUACUCUCUGUACAAAACCACUCUGUGUCAACCAAGUGUAGGUCAUAAAUAUAUGACAGAAACAACCACUACUACUCCUGCUGCUGUUGUUGACAAUGGCGCCAAUGGACCUGACUUGUGUUCUCCUCCGGACUCUGGAUGGAUUGUAGUAACAAGCUUGGAGUAGCUGUUUGGGUAACAAUGAUCAGAACAGGCGCUGAUGUCUAAUGUUUUACUUCUUGGCCAUACGGACUACAGACUGAACUGCCUCGAAGGAGUUUUAUCUGUGGUGGUGCUGUUUGGAUACGGUGAAGUGGGGCUAUUAUGCGCCAGCUUGAGGGGACGAAAUGCAGCUUCUUGUUGUGCCUGGGGAUGAGUAUUAUUAUCUGUUCAGUCAUUUACAUGAGGACUAGGACGCCAACAGAGCCCAAGCCAGAGCCCGCAAGUUGCAGGCCCUUCUCCGCUGAAUGUAAAGCUUUGCUGCCCGGCAUGGAGGAAGAAGAGGAGUGGUACCGCCGUGACUGCCAGGUGGAAAGCUUUAUUCUGAAUAGUCGCAUGCAGUGUUCCAAUUUGACCAGAGACCUACACUUCAUCACAAGACCUCUAAGUCGCGAGGAGGAGGACUACCCUUUAGCAUUCAUUGUGACUGUUCACAAGGAGCUGGAGCUAUUUGUGCGUCUGUUGCGGGCCAUUUACAUGCCACACAAUGUCUACUGCAUUCAUGUGGAUGAUAAGGCCUCGCUGGAGUACCAGGCGGCUGUACUGAAGCUGGUCAGCUGCUUUAAAAAUACCUUCCUCUCCAGCCGCAGCGAGACAGUGACGUACGCUGGGUUUUCCCGCCUGCAAGCAGAUUUGAACUGCAUGAAGGAUCUAGCAAAGUCCGAGAUAGGCUGGAGGAAGGUGGUGAAUCUCUGUGGACAGGAUUUCCCUGUCAAGAGCAACCUGGAACUGGUGCGGUACAUGCAGAGCAAAGAGUGGAGGGACAGAAAUAUGACGCCCGGGGUCAAGCAGCCAGUGUCUAUGAGGCACAGGACACAGUUCCAGCACAGCGAGAUAAAGGGCUCACAUGUAGCUCGGAAAGGGUUCAGAGCGAAGAAAGGUCCUCCUCCACACAAUCUGCAAGUUUAUUUUGGAACAGCCUACUAUGCUCUCACAAGGGCUUUUGUAGACUUUGUUCUGAAAAGCCCAAUAGCCCAGGACCUCUUGGAGUGGUCCAAAGACACGUUCAGUCCAGAUGAGCACUACUGGGUGACACUCAACCACAUCAAAGAAGCUCCAGGCAGCCACAUAGAAGGAGGUUGGUCAGGAGAAAUCCGGGCACUCAAGUGGAGGGAUCAAGAGGGAAGGACACACAAUGGCUGCAAAGGGCAUUACGUACGAGACAUCUGUAUCUAUGGAGUGGAAGAUCUGCCAUGGAUCGUCAAGACGAACAGCAUGUUCGCCAAUAAGUUUGAGAGUAACACCUUUCCCGAGGCCCUGGAUUGCCUGGAGCAGUGGCACAGGAACAAGGUGUUGAACCAGGCAACUGUUCCCAUAGAGCCGUCAUGGCUGCUGGCCACACAGGGCAACUCAAGCAGCAGCUACUUCAACAGCAUUGCUGGAGCAUGAAAUCGCUGUUGGUGUACACCAACAAAAGUCGGGCUGCAUGUAGUUUGCAGAUUACUUGCACUCUGAGAACUGAGAACUGAGAACUGAGAACUGAGAACUGAGAACGGCAGGAGGAACCACGGUCCACUUCCUCUGCAGCCCGGCUACGGUUCACACACGUGUUUAUCUAUGAAACUGUAAUGGCUGCUCUUUUUCGAUAAUCAUAAGACAGACAGUGUGGACCAAAAUAACUUUACAGUAAAGUACAAUGAAUUCUAUUUAAAAAUAUACAAGUAUAUAACAGAUACUAUUUAAGACAACUGCACUACACAAGGUAUUGAAUAAACAACCGAACAUGCAUUUCAUAUUGUUUAAUUUAAUGAAAUAUUUAAUAUUUUUUAAUUUAAUACUGUUCAGUGUGUGAUCCAGUUAAAAAAAAACACUUGUAAAGCUAUUGUCUGUUUUUAUUUUUAAUUUAAUUAAUUAAAGAGUAGCAGGUGUAAACAAACAAAUAAAGAUGAUGAUGAAAAAAAGUCUCCCUUUUUCCCUUUUUAAAAACAAGACCCGAGUCUAUAGCCAUGAAAGCUCACAGCGGCUCUGUGAGGCUGCUCUUUGAGCAAAAAGUUAACAUCGGCAUGCUAACAUACUCACAAGGACAAUGCUAACAUGCUAAUAUUGAGGAGGUAUUUUGUUCACCACCUUAGUUCAGCGUAUUAGCACACUAACGUUUGCUAAAUAGCCCAAAACACAAGGUACAGCGGGGGCUCAGUAAAGAGAAAAGUGCUUGCUCAUUUGUUCCUAAAAUACAUUUACAAUCAUUUUAAGUUCUCGGUGGGUCGCAGGAGACUUUAUUAGGGUGGCCAAAUAAAUUUAUAGAAUUUCUUACAGUCUUUUAUUUGAGAUUUAUAUCUGCAGUACACCUUUAAGCCACAUGGGAGAGCCUGAAUGUUCGUAUUGUUCUGAUAAGUGUAGCCUACUUAUAACAAUAAAUCUAACAGUAAAGGCUAGCGUACAUUGUGUUUGUUUUACUGAUGAGAGGAAAUAAAAUGACGUUGCCUGUUAACUCCUCCUAAA
Molecule: messenger RNA, 3859 nt
Organism: Sebastes umbrosus (honeycomb rockfish)
Lineage: Eukaryota; Metazoa; Chordata; Actinopteri; Perciformes; Sebastidae
Gene: gcnt7
Product: glucosaminyl (N-acetyl) transferase family member 7
Exons: 5
Coding region: 1523-2806 (427 amino acids)
Cellular component (GO): membrane
Molecular function (GO): acetylglucosaminyltransferase activity
Source: RefSeq, a predicted model, not a curated record